AUGCUAAAUCUACAAGAUCGAAUAAAUGGUGUCGACGAAGGAAAAGCCUAUUUAGGGAAACGGAUUUCCAUUCGAGAUAAACUGCUUGCACAAGAAUUAUGCGAGUUAGAAUCGAGCUUAAAGAAGACGCCAACAUGUAAGCUUCAUUUUCCUUCAACUUCUGCUCUUCAUCAGAUGGAGUUGACUGUAACUCCAAACGAUGGCAUGUAUAAGGGUGGAUCUUUCAAGUUUUCAAUUACCGUACCUCCAGAAUACAAUUAUUCACCACCAAUCGUGAAAUGCCUUACACGUAUUUGGCAUCCGAAUAUUAGUGAAGAAGGAGCAGUUUGUCUAUCACUGCUUCGUCAGAAUAGCUUGGAUAACUUUGGAUGGUUACCAACACGUCGUAUUAUCGAUGUAAUAUUGGGUCUUAAUUCGAUUUUUGGCGAUUUAAUCGAUUUCGAUGAUGCGUUAAAUGCCCAAGCAGCACAGAUGUGGUAUUCAAACAAGGUUUGA
This is a messenger RNA of Dracunculus medinensis (Guinea worm), 495 nucleotides long. NCBI's taxonomy places the organism in Eukaryota, Metazoa, Nematoda, Chromadorea, Rhabditida, Dracunculidae. The record is from the annotation of a GenBank genome assembly.